UUGGCGAUUAUCUACAUAUCCUCUUUAUCGCUAAGCUUGAUAGGAAGUGGUUCUGUAAUUGUUGUUUCUGUGAUCAAGAAGAGAUAUCUUGAUGAACAGGUAGGCUGUUAAGAUGAAAAAGCUGUAGAAAAUGCUAGUGUGUAACAGGACCAUCAUAUUUCAGUCAUUGCUGUGUCACGUGACCCCCGUGUUUGUGUCUGUACUCUGUGGCUAAGCUCAUGGUAAAAUGUGGAAUGAAUCACACAGCUGUGCAAUCUGACUCUUGUUUACAUUAGUUACAUUAGUUUUACAUGUUUACAACAACUUUUGCCACCCAGAAUGCAUAAUGGUUUUUCUAGAGUUUUUAUGUCUGUGAUCCUACUAUACUUUUCUAGAUUUUGGAAAUGUGUCCCCAAAGCGUGGAACGCCUGGAGGGGGUCGGCGACUGCCAGCUUGGUACUAUUUACUAUUUAUCAUUCCAUGGGUCACAAUUUGUCAAAUUCAAUGAACAAAUUGAAGAAUCGUCAGCUUACUGAGAGAAAUAUGCUUUUCCUGUAAUCCAAUUGCAAAUUCUUAUCGCAUAACAGGUAUCCAAAAAAUAUAUAAAAUAAAUGCCAACCAGGGAAAGAGCAGAGAGCCACUUCAGUGUUUCCCCAUGAUUGUCAAAAUAUAAAUGACAAGAUUACAGUAUAAAGUCGAGACAUACACAGCUUCAGACUUUCACUAAUAAAAGCCUUGAAACCUCAGCAGCAAGCCGAGGUUUCCAUGCAACUCAAUCAGUAAUGCCUGAGAUUGUGCUCCUUGAGUUACAACUUUAGCCGAGCAUAUUACCAGAUCUCUUUUGUGUGAGGGGACCUUAAUGGAAACAUUUAAUUACAUUUAAAUUAUAAAGAUUUAAAAAAAAAAUUAAAUUUGAAACGUUUCUGUAAUAUCAUUCUAAAACCUUACAAAGUUGUUGUAAACACCCUUUUUAAUGCAAUGGGCAUUGUUUCAUUAAUGGUACAGUGCUAAUGAUGUGUGGUAUGUGAAAUAUUAGCAUAGCCCCACCUUAACUAUCAUUAAACAACACCCAGAGGCGUGACAAAGUUUGUUAUAAAUCCAUGUCUAAAUAUAAAAAAGACAAGUGUUUUCUUUUUUUUUUUUCUGGAAUCAUAGGGUUACUUCUGUGUCGUAGCGUACUCCCCCGAUUCUUGCUGUAAACACAGCUAUUGUAAAGUUUGGAAAGAUGCAAUGCCACUGCCUGUGUUAUCUCUGCUCUGUGGGUUAAUAUUCAGUCUGUAGUGCUGUCAAUACAGUUACAUGGGCUCAGGGCAGCAAUGACUGGAAUGAAUUGCAUCUCACCUGAAGCAGCUGCAGGAAAUCCCCAGGAGGAAAAAGCACCUGAACCUGCAGUGUGAUUCUAAAGAGUAUGCUUCUGGCCCGACCCCUGUUCCAGCUGGCUUUGGCUGACUUCUUGGCAGCUGCUGCCCUGCUUGCUACAAGUACAAUUGAAAUACUUCCAUCUAAACUCCUUGCAUUAUGCAGGUUUUGCCCAUAUGGAAUCGCACUGGCAAUGUCCUUUUACUGUACCAUAUUCCUGCUAGUUAUGGUUUACGCUUACGAAGCCAAACAAGCAGUUCAAGGGUGGAGGGAAGCAUCAGACCCAGACUCACAGCAAGAAAAUCAUUGCCCAAGGAAAAAGAAGACUCUUUAUUUAUUAUAUUUUCUUGCAUGGUCUCUUCCAGCACUGGGCUUUCUCGCUAAAGUGAUCACCAUUCUGAAUUCUGCAACCGAAAUCACCCCAAGCAACCCGAAUGUUACUAAUUGUUUCUAUUGCUCCAGUUGUAUUUUGGUGCUUAUUCAUAAUGAUGUCUGCGGGCCGCAAGACACAUUGAAAGAAGACCUAAUAAAAAUCCUGUUCUUCUUGUAUGUACUGGUGGUGUUGACCUCCUGCACAGUUCUGUACUGUAAAGUGAAGCAGUGGUGCCGGAGACAGCAGGAGGAAUGUUUACUCCCUGUAGAAGGAGACGGGUUUAGCAGCAGAAAUAUCCGGGGCAUUUACGUGACUGUUCGAUCCAUCUUGCUUGUAUUUUUAAUCUGCUGGACGCCAGCUUUUAUACUGGUCUUAGUGGGCUUGUUAUUACACGAUGUUAGUCCACAAAGCCUGCACUUCCUUUAUAUUUUACAGGUUUUACAGGCAUCCACUAUGCCUCUUCAGGGCUUUCUGGACAGUUUAGUCUAUGGAUGGUUCCGACGUAACUUCCGUGAAGUUGCGCUGGGAGAGAGAGUAGGUCUGCUGGCAUAUGUGCAUUCUAGAGCGUUCUAUGAUGAAUCACUUGCCACCUAAAUACUCUGAAACAAGUGAAACGCAAACCCCCAGACAACCACAGCAGCCGCUGGUGAAAAUCACGUCCUACUGCCAUUCCCUUCCUCAGAAAAAGUUUAAAGAUGAAACGGUGUACAGCACACGGUCAGCACAAUUAUGUAUUCAUUAUUUGUGUGUGUUUUCCUUUUAAGCUUAUGUGUUGUUGAUUUUAAAUAUAAAAGCAACAGAUUGUGUUUGUAAAUGUUUUUAUGCCUUUGUUUUGGUGUUCUCUGACAGCACUGAUAGAGUGCAGUACACAGGGACACAAUAACUCCACAAAAUGAAAACCUGGGUGAUGUCUUAGUUAGUGUGCAUUAAAAUAUUAACCCUUUGUUGCCCAGUGUCCAAUAUAUUUGACAUUGAGAGAAUAGGCAUUAAAUAGGUAUGGGGCAUA
Molecule: messenger RNA, 2717 nt
Organism: Polyodon spathula (Mississippi paddlefish)
Lineage: Eukaryota; Metazoa; Chordata; Actinopteri; Acipenseriformes; Polyodontidae
Product: kappa-type opioid receptor-like
Exons: 11
Coding region: 1388-2305 (305 amino acids)
Biological process (GO): adenylate cyclase-activating G protein-coupled receptor signaling pathway
Cellular component (GO): plasma membrane
Molecular function (GO): G protein-coupled receptor activity
Source: RefSeq, a predicted model, not a curated record